Homarus americanus (American lobster) is the source of this 5316-nucleotide messenger RNA. RefSeq names its product IST1 homolog (gene Ist1). NCBI's taxonomy places the organism in Eukaryota, Metazoa, Arthropoda, Malacostraca, Decapoda, Nephropidae. The transcript is spliced from 8 exons. The coding region runs from base 392 to 2284 and encodes 630 amino acids. Gene Ontology annotation, biological process: protein transport. The record is from RefSeq and is a predicted model, not a curated record. Gene Ontology annotation, molecular function: catalytic activity.
UUUAAGUUCAGAACCCAGGAGUUAAACCCGAUUCCUAAACCCUGAAGUGCUUCUCUAAACUUUGUCCCAAACUCAAACAAAUACUCGUGUGUGUGUGUGUGUGUGUGUUUGCCCAGCUAUCUUGUCUUUUCAUUCAGAUUUUUUGUAUGCAUAGGGUACGAGAUUUACUUUCCCAGUCAGACCAAAUUCCAUGUCACACACACACUCACACAGGCCAUAGGUGAACACGGCCGCCAAACAUCCUGGUGGCAGCACAGCAAUGAGUCAGUAAACAAGAGUCACGAGAAAGAUUUACCUUUCAUUCACGAGACUAUUACUCAUCAGACAUCUGCCAUACAGGGUCUACUUGCUGCCAUUGUGUGAUACCUGUACUGGAGGUCCAUCAGCCACCAUGUUCGCUUCAGGACCAAACUAUAAUAAGUUGAAAACCAACUUGAGACUGGCAAUCAACAGACUCAAGCUACUGGAAAAGAAGAAGACAGAACUGGCUCAGAAGGCCAGGAAGGAGAUAGCUGACUACCUCACCACAGGAAAGACAGAACGUGCAAAGAUUCGGGUGGAGCACAUCAUUCGUGAAGACUAUCUGGUGGAGGCCAUGGAGGUGACGGAGAUGUACUGCGACCUCCUCCUCGCUCGUUUCGGUCUUAUUCAACAAAUGAAAGACCUUGAUGAAGGUCUUGCUGAAGCCAUCUCCUCACUCAUAUGGGCUGCACCAAGACUUCAGACAGAUAUAGCAGAACUAAAGAUUAUUGCUGAUCAACUAACAUUUAAAUAUGGCAAACCCUAUGGUCAGGCAUGUAAAGAGCAGCAGGUGACAACAAUAAGUGAACGCCUCAUCCACAAGCUGAGUGUGCAGGCCCCACCCAAGGUGCUGGUGGAGAAGUACCUCGUGGAGAUUGCCAAAAACUACAAUAUUGAGUAUGAACCUGACCCACAGGUGAUGCGGGAAGAGGAAUGGGGGACGGACCCCCUCAUCAGCUUGGAUGAAAAGAAUAACCUGGGGAAUGAUGGAGCGACAGGAGGCUUCAGAGGAGGUGGUGGUGGUGGCGGCGGCUUUGGUAUGAACAUCCCACCAACAGGAUUUAUUGGCUACCCCUCUCAGCCAAUGCCGCAGCAACCUUUUUCAUACCCAGCACCUGUGCUGUUUCCCUCACAAAUCACAAAAGAAGGGCCCACAUCACCAGUCAAGAAUCUACAACCAGUACCUCAUCCACACACAAGUGACCAGCCUAGUCCAACAUUGCAGCCCAUACCAGCAGUGUGGCCUGGAGAAGCACAAGUGAAUGCUGUGCCAAGUCUACCAUCUAUUUUAGUCACAAACCCACAGUCUCUUACUAAUUGUUUUGAUAAAUUUCUUGAUGUUGUGAACCGGCAUCAACCAGAUAUCGUAGUAGUUAGUGAAACUUGGUUUUCAGAAACACGACCAGCUAGUCAGUUUAAGCUGGAUGGAUACCAGAUGUUCAAUGAUGAUCGGGAGGGUCGGGGAGGAGGUGUGGCUGUAUAUGCUCGUGAGAGCUUAACACCAUUUGAGGUUCAAUUGAAAGCUCCCUCAGAAUUAGAGUGUGUUUGGGUAGAUGUAAAUAACCAACUUGUAAUUUGCGGGUUGUAUCAUCCCCCACGAGCAGCCACUGGACCUUUGCUAAUGGAUCACAUUGUCAACUCCGUGUUGAAUAUUCGUUCUAACAACCCACACUUAACAGUUGCCAUCACUGGUGACUUUAACAACCUUCAUCAGGGUCGUCUUUGUGCAAGUUUAGGAUUAACCAAUCUUGUUCAAGAGCCCACCCAUAUGAAUUCCGUCAUUGAUUUAAUCUUGACAGACAACCCUGAUGGGUAUGAGAAGCCCAUCCUGCUACCACCAAUUGGAAACAGUCAACAUAACUGUGUACUUGUGAAGCCCAAGGCAGCUACCAUGGACAAGAACUUUCAAAUGGGUGCUGCUGGAGGUAUAGAACUGAACCUACCCAAUGUUCCUGGGCAGCCAAUUUAUCCAGGCGGUGGUAUGGGGGCAUUUAACAUCCCUCCAGGUGGUCCCCCACCACCUGAUCCCUCUGCUGAUCCACUCCCAGAGAAGAUCAAUAACAAUCUACAGGAUGGUGAACAACCAAAGCCAGCUCCACGCUCUAAAUUUGGUGAAGGUGGUGCAGACUUCGCACUUCCUGAACUCCCCAGUGUUCCAGAUGUUGUAGGUGGCAACACUUUCUCUGACCCCAGUGAAACCAAGGAUGACAUAGAUUUUGAUGAUUUGACCAAGAGGUUUGAGGAUUUGAAGAAGAAAAAGUAGAUUAAUAUUCAAUUUGUUAUUGGCAGUGCUGAGGAAGGUUUGUUGAUAUACAUAAUUAACUUUCAGUAUAAAAAUAAAUGUUAGCUUUAAAUCCUUUAUUUUGCUGAGUAGGAUAAUAGCAAAAGCAUAAGGAACAUUAUUCCAUCAGUUUUCCCCUUUUUUAUGAGGCUGGGGCUAGGUUCGUACAUAAGCUCAAAGUCAUACCUACCAAGCUGUGUGCCAAAAGUAUUUGGUGUUAAAUUAAAGAACCUCAUAAUAUUGUAAUAGCAUAUUUUCAACCACAAAAUGCAUUAUAAAACAUCAAAAUCAGUGAAUAAGCUCUGUAUGUAAAUCAUAAUUAUUUUUAUAUAAAUUAUUCAUCGUUUUUAUCAGCUUAAGCCACCUUGGAGAUGGCCUGAAUGUAUUGAAUGUACAACUGGUAGAAUAAUAAUAAUUAGGUUGUAAAGGCAUAAAAGUGUAUGACAACAUUAAUACUUUUACACAAUACAAGACUAUCCAUACACUACACUUCUAGGUAUGAUUGUGUUUGUUAAUAGAUUAAAAUCUUUCAUCCAAUCAUCUUUAACUGACUUUUAUGUUCAGUAAACCCAUAUUAAACUGGUCAAAUAAAGCAGAAGGUUGGGUCAGAUUAAUUUUUUCUGUGUUUCCCAGGGUAAAAAAUAAAAUCACGUAUGGUCACUAACUGAAAGUACAGUAUACUGUGCAAUGAAGGCCAUUUUAUAAACAUUUGCAAUACUGUACCUUGUUGCAUACAUGUUUAUUAGACAUGAAAAUUACAAACAUUGAUACAAAUUUGAGAAGCAAAAAAAACAUUAAAAUUGCAGGAGGUAACCUGUUUACAUUCGCUAGAGUGAGAGGUAGUGAGUAAAACAGUGGCUACUUCAGUAUCAAUACAGUACUACUACUAAUGUGUUUAUGAUCUUAUUUUAGCUUCAACCACUACCACUCACUCUGUUGAUGAUGGAAUUACUACAUAGAAAGAAAUAAAGUGCCACAGUAUAAUUACUGAAACAUAGGGUAUACAAAAUUAUAAGGUAACAAAGAAUCGAUUAAGUCUGGAGGCAUCUUCUGGGGUAAAUUACAUCUCACUUGAACAUGUGAUAAUCUCAUAAGGUGAUGUAGUAGACUGGAUUAGUAUUCUAGCAUUUUCCAAAUUUUGUGAGUGGAGCAAUGUAUCAUAAACUGACAAAGAACAGUAGCUUGGAUAAUUUUGUGAUAAAUUUGAAUAAUUCAUUAUCUGUUUUUUCACAAAGUACAGAUGGACCAAAUUGGAUCUAGUUUUUCCAGGUUUCCAGUUCAGAUAAGUCCAAUUGGUGGUGCAGCAGUAUAGCACGUACAGUAUCUCUCACCAUUGUGUCAAGGGUUCGAGUCCUGCUUGGGUCGGACACAUGUGAGAAGGGUGUUAUCCAGUGUGACCCUACCAAACAUCACAGGUUUCCUCCUUCAUUAAUACCAGACAGACCAACUGCCCAAACAGCUAGUAAGUGGCGAGAUAAUAAAAAAAAAGCGGGAACACAGUAAAAGUUUUUGCUGACUUUAAUAAUCAUAAUUUUAACACAAGAUAUUAUGAAGUAUACCUGUAUAUGCUUUACCUCAUAAUUUACAGAGUAUAUUAUAAUCUGAACACUUAUUAAAUGUGAACUAAUUCUAUUUUUAUAACAAUGUAUUGGGUACAAUAUUAACAUGAUACUGUGCCUAAAAUUUUAAAGUUAAUUAAACCAUAAUUUUUUCUAAUAUUGCUUUUGGCUUAUUGUAGUGCUGUAAAUACCUUGAAAUUGACUCACUUUAACAGAGUAAACAAUCACUCAAUUCUUAGCAGACAUUUAAUUCAACAGAUUGCUCUAAUUCCCUUUUAGGCAAGCUAUCUUCAUUAUUCACUAAAACAGGGUUCUCAGACCAUGUGCAAUAAUACUGCUGCACAGAUGAUAAUUGAAGACUAUAUAAAUGAGGUCCAAGCAUUACUAGGUCAUCAUUUGUUUACUGUGGUGCAUUCUGGGCGACACCUAGCUAAGCUGUGCAAGCGUGGACAAUGGUGAUUAUGUGGAACAAGGAAAGGCCCAAACCAAAUGUUUUAAAAGGUAAUUGCUGUGGUAUUCACGUACCACAUCUCAGUUUUGCGAUGUCGCAAAAUGCAUUUUUUAGGAAGAUCUACUUUUAUUGGGUUUCUCUGUUGCUAAAAAAGCAAAGACUAUAUUCGGAAGAUAGGAACCAGACUUCUUCAACAUGAUUGCACAUAUAGUGAUGUUUAGGAGAUUCAACAGCCUAAUAUUAAUUUAAAUAUUAAGAUAACAAUUGACAUCUUGAAGUAUCUACCAACAAUACACAUUUGGAAACACAACUGUAUCUGAUUGUUCAACAGCACAAUUUUUCUUGUGUUUAGGGCAGCCACUUUCCUAUCUUCCGUAUAGUCAUUGCUUGAGAAGGGAAAAAAUAAUACUAAAGAACCAUUUUUUUUUAUUCUAUUGAUUAAUUUUUUUUUAUUUUUUAUACCAAAUAAUAAAAUAAAUGCCUAUUAUAUAAUAAAAACAAAAAUAGGGUGACUAAUAUAUCCAGGACAGUCCAUAUGAAACAUGAAGCAAUAACCUGGAUUGUUUUUCCUGCUGCAAGUACAGUACCUCAUAGUUAGUGCACACACAACAAUCUGGCUUUCCAUUAUAUCACUAAUGUUAAACUUGGUGUGAACCAAGGCACAAGUUCCUGAAGUACAGUACUGUAGUUGUUUUUCAUGUGUUAAUUUCAUUCAGGUUGUGACACCUUCACUUUGUUGCACUGAUUAAUAUCUCAGUUAACAUGGAUUUAGUGAAUGGAACUGGAGUUGCCCAUAAGUAUUUGAUUUGCUUUUAAGCUGCUGGUAAUAAUUUCUGCAGAUGAUUGUUUCAGCAUUGUAUAUCAUGUGCCUUGUCACAAAAUACUUAGUUUUAAGUACAAGUAUUAGAUUAAGAAAAGUUUAUGUUUAAUGCAUACAUCAUUGGCAACAAUGUGUAUAGCCGUAUUUUUUUCAUAAGUAUGUAAUUAUUAAAUUCUGGUCAAUA